Molecule: messenger RNA, 2186 nt
Organism: Melozone crissalis (California towhee)
Lineage: Eukaryota; Metazoa; Chordata; Aves; Passeriformes; Passerellidae
Gene: AKAP7
Product: A-kinase anchoring protein 7
Exons: 8
Coding region: 107-1114 (335 amino acids)
Cellular component (GO): cytosol
Molecular function (GO): protein kinase A regulatory subunit binding
Source: RefSeq, a predicted model, not a curated record
GCGGCCGGCGGAGGGAGCGGCGCGGGCCGGGGUCGAUGUACGGAGCGCGGCCCCGGAGCACGAUGGGCUGGAAAAUAUACAGCAAAAGAAAAUCUUUAAAGAGAAUAUGGAAAAAACACAACAGAGUGAAGAGCCAUGUUCUGCUGAUUCAGUAGAUUCUCUAAUGGCAGAAAUGCCAUUUGUGGACACAGAUAUUGAGGAUGAACAUGCUAUGCUUGCAACUUCUGAACUAAGUAUUAAGAAGAAAAGAAAGCGGACUACUGGAAGGGAAAUUGAAGAAGGCACUGAGAGAAAGAAGAAAAAGAACAAACAGUGUCAGCCAAAUUAUUUCAUUUCUCUUCCAAUUACUAAUCCAAAGAUUACUGGCAGUAUUCAGGCUGUCCAAAAUGCAAUAGUACAAAAGGAUCAAAGGCUUUCCAAAGCAAUGGUUCGCUCUGGCUCAUUGCAUGUCACCAUGUUUGUGAUGCAUUUAUCCAGUGAAGAAGAAAUUAGCAUAGCAGUUGGUGCUCUUUCAGACAGCAAAGUUUUUGUAGAUGAUCUCCUGAAAGGAAAAAGAGUGGAUUUGUCUUUUCAAGGAAUUGAUCACUUCAGAAAUCAAGUUGGAUUUGUGAAUUUGGCAGAAAAUGAUCAUACAGCACUACUUAAGGAAAUAGCAGAAACUAUGAAAAAGAUAUUUCAAGAAAAGGGGAUCAUGACAGGAGAUGAAAGAGCUUUUAAACCACAUCUGACCUUCAUGAAGUUGUCAAAAUCAACGGAGCUACGUAAGCAGGUGAAAAAAAUUGACUCUAGUCUGUAUGAAGAUUUCAAAAACCAUUAUUUUGGAGAUGAGAUCUUGCACCGCUUUGAUCUUUGCUCCAUGUUGAAAAAAAAGCAGCCAAAUGGUUACUACUACUGUGAGUCCUCCAUUGUUUUUGGAAAGAGCCAUGAAGCAGACUUAGUAAAGGAAGCUUUACGCAGAGAAACGCAGGCCCUGUUACCCAGACUGAAUCAGAUAAAGGAGCUGUUAACGAGUCCUGAGAUCCGCACAAAAAUUAGCAAAGAACUCUUUGAAGACAGGCACAACUCUAACAGUAAAUGGAAAAGUUGUAUUGACUCUGAGUCUCCAAAUGCAUGACUGUAAAUUGCCAUUGUGGAAUAUCUCAUCAGGUUGUUUAAAGACAAUAUAUUGUGGCAAGAAAUUUUUCAGGUUGGUUUGUUUGGGUUUUUUUAACUGAAAAUGUGAAUGGGUAUAAAUGGCUCAUGAGGAAUCAUGCUGAAAUACUUGCACAGAAGGGUUAUAUUUCAUAAUAAUGAAGUAUGGCCACUUCUCAACAUUGCAUUGAAACCUUUUUGAGUGUGCAGGUAUAUGUCAUGACUCCAAAGUAGAAAAUACUGGUUUCAAAUAGAUCUGAGCAAACACUGUGCCCUUCCUUUAUCAUUGUAAAUAAUUCAGGUUUUUUUUCUCAUAUACUCCUUCCCUAACAAUGAUGUACAAGUACUAAAAAAUCGGUGGUUUUAAAUACUACAAAAUGUAUAUUUGGGGAAAAAAUUCCUCUUUUAAUUAUCUGCCUUUUGUAUAUGUACUGGCAUUUUGGGUUAGCGUUGUAUGUUUUUUAUUGUUUUUUUAAACAGCACUUGAAUAUUUCUAUAGAUGCUGACAUUUAGUUUCUGCUGAUGUUUACACUAAAGCAAGAAUGUUUUAAAUUUCAGUAUGAAAUUCAGGCUCCACUGAUUUCAAUGCCAUACUCUCAUUGGCUUUAAUGGAGUCAGGAUGCUGCAAUUAAGAUUUCUCGUGCAAAUAAUAAUAUUCCUUGGGAUAAUAUUUGCCUUUUUACUUUUGUAGAACAGUGUUUUUGUGUUUUGUUUUUGAUGUUCCUCCAUCUCUACCUUCUGCUGCCUGAGGUGGAGUGUCACUUUGCUCUCAUUGUUCCCCCCACACACCUGCAAGAGUCACUGAAGAUUUGGAUAAUGGACAGCAAAGCAGGAGUAGGUCCAAUAUUUGCAAUUUUUAUAAGCAUUGUCAUAAAAGCUAUAUAAUAUGUUGUGAUUUGUAUCAGAAUUGUGCUGUUAGAACAGCUGUGUGCAUGUUCUUCAUUUAUCUCAAGCACUGUUCAUUUAUCUCACGUCAGAGCUUUUUUUUCCUCAUUUGAUAUAUAACAGUAUAUUCUGAAACGCAUCUUUUACAUGCUAUGUUCACAAUAAAAUAU